Ophidiomyces ophidiicola is the source of this 1065-nucleotide messenger RNA. RefSeq lists its product as uncharacterized. The transcript has a single exon. Lineage: Eukaryota; Fungi; Ascomycota; Eurotiomycetes; Onygenales; Onygenaceae. Gene Ontology annotation, molecular function: gamma-glutamylcyclotransferase activity. Bases 1 to 1065 code for a protein of 354 amino acids. The record is from RefSeq and is a predicted model, not a curated record.
AUGGCGAGCACCCCCGACGACCACCUGCACGACCACCUCCUCGACGCCGACGCCGACGCCGUGCCGCUCGCGCCGUGGAGGCUGGCCUGGCGCUCCAAAGCCGAUGACCGCCCACUGCCGGCCGUCCCGGCGACGUCCCACGACCGGCAGCGCGCGGCGGCGCACGACCACGCACUCGACGUCGACGCGCUGCUGGCCGAGUCGCAGCGGGCGCCCAAGGCGCUGGCCGAGCGCACCGUGCUGUACCUGGCGUACGGCUCCAACAUGAGCGCGCGCACGUUCCGCCACACGCGCGGCAUCGAGCCUCUCUCGCAGCUGGCCGUGUGCGUGCCCUCGCUGGCGCUGGCCUUCGACCUGGCCGGCUUGCCGUAUCUCGAGCCGUGCUUUGCCGCGGCCCAGCAUCGCGACCAGGAGCAGCACCAGCAUUCCAACCCAGACCACGCCCCGCUGCUCGCCGCCCACGACGCCGCCAGCUGGCACAAGCCGCUGGUCGGCGUGGUGUACGAGGUGACGCUGGCCGACUACGCGCGCAUCAUCGCCACCGAGGGCGGCGGCGCGUCGUACACCGACCUGACCGUCGACUGCUUCCCGUUCGCCGACGACCACCACCACCACCGCCCCUACGACCCCGCCGCGCCCGUGCCCGCGCGCCCGUCCACCACGCCCUUCCGCGCCCACACGCUGCUCGCGCCCGCCCGCCACAGCGUCGACUCGCGCGCCCGCCGCCCGGGCUACCCGCAGCCCUCGCCGCGCUACCUGGCCCUGCUCGUCGCCGGCGCCCGCGAGCACCGUCUGCCCCACGAGUACCGCGCCCAUCUCGCCACCCUGCAGCCCUACCGUGCCACCACCGCGCGCCAGCGUGUCGCCCGCGUGCUGUUCGCGCUGAUGUGGGCGCCGCCGCUGCUCGCCCUCAUGUCGCUGGGCGCUGCCCUGGCCGACCAGCGCGGCCGCACCCCGUGCUGGCUGGCCGCCCUGCACAACCGCCUGUUUGCCGCUAUCUGGUGGACCUACGACCUGGGCUUUGCGCGCGUCUUUGGCGACGGAGAGCGCACUAUUGGCACGUAG